Messenger RNA from Bactrocera tryoni, 1853 nucleotides. RefSeq names its product putative nuclease HARBI1. The coding region runs from base 1189 to 1746 and encodes 185 amino acids. NCBI's taxonomy places the organism in Eukaryota, Metazoa, Arthropoda, Insecta, Diptera, Tephritidae. The record is from RefSeq and is a predicted model, not a curated record. The transcript has 4 exons.
CGUUAGUUUUGCUUUUUCCAGAAUAGAUAAUGAAGCGAAGCAAAUGGGUCUGGUGGAGAAUGAGGGAAGACAAUAUAUUCCCUGUUGAAUAUUUGGAUGCCCAAUUUAGUGGGAAGCAUCCACCACUUUACUUUCAGUUCAAUAAGCACCCAGUAUUUCGGCAAAGGAAAACACAUAAAUUUAAAAGAUAUUAAACACUUUAGGGUUCACUUUAUUGAAAUCAGGUAUGUAAAUAUGAUUGCGCAUGUUAACGGCGACCAUAUCACGCAGGACCGCUGAUAUUCGAAUUAUAUCCGUAGCGCACAGGACUGGCAGGGAGCAGGAACCGUAUGGUGACGUUGUUAGCGAAAAUUGCGACGCGCGGGAUGGGUGUCGGAAAACGAAUAUGUAUGCUGUAAUUUUGUCCAUCCCGUUUGUUAAUGAGGUUGGUGUAUAGGUGUGGUUAGUUGUGUUGAUGUAUGAGUAUGGUGUCAUCGAAUGUGGUGUACUGCGCAGUGUUUCCUUAGGGUGCGCCAGUUUUUCCCAGGUUGAGUGAGGGGGGAGGCUUAGGCGGGUAUUGUCACUUGCGAAGCGAAUUUAUUUGGCGAAGCGAACGCUUUGGCGAACAUACCCCAAAUUUGCAUUGUGAAUGGCGAAUUAACGUAUUCGCUAAAAUAUGUCGUUGCCAUUCAUGAAAAAAGUAGCGCGUUCUACCGAAUUUGACAUUUGUGUCAUUUAUACUUAAAAAUAUGUAUUAUUAUAUCAACUGAAAUUCGAAAAUAUGUUUAAUAACGCGGAUCUGUAUUUUGAGGAUAAUUACGAUGUGGAAACGCGAACUAAUCUUCGACAGCGCCGUUUUAUUAGAGAUAAUUCUAAUCCUACAGAGCUACCUAACACGGUAUUCGUUGCGAAUUCCCGCUUAAACAAGGACGCAUUUAUGUAUGUGCUGGAUAAAAUCAAAGACAAAUUUCAUUGUCGGAUGUCUUCCAUAACGCCGAUGUUAUAAUUGUGUGCCGCGCUCAGAUUUUUUGGACAUGGCAGUUACCAACAAGCUAUAGGGAAUGAAUUUCAGUUGGGACUUGCUCAGCCAACAGUUUCCCUUAUUUUAAAAGAGAUCAUACCCAUUUUGGAAAAUAAAAUUUGUCGUACCCAUAUAAGCGUAGAUAUGAGUGAAGAAGAAAAGCAGCAGGAAAGGAGCAAAUUUUAUUCAUGAUCGGGAAUACCAAAUGUAAUAGGCUGCAUCGAUGGAAUCCAUAUUGCGAUUUAUGUUCCUACCACAAACAAACACCUCUAUCUAAACAGAAAAGGAUCAUAAAUGCAAUGAUUGCUUGUGAUCAUGAUAUGAAUAUCCGUUUUGUGGAUGCUAGAUAUGCUGGUUCUACACACGAUUCGUUCGUAUGGAACAAUAGUUCUCUAAAGGCAUGUUUAGAGGCAGCGCAUCAAAACGGAGAUCAGAACUCUAUUUAUUUAGGUGACUCCGGAUACCCACUAAGCCCUUAUUUAUUAACACCUUUCCGUCAUGCAGAAUCUGGAACUAGGGAGUCAAUUUUUAAUAAGAACCACGCGAAAGCGAAAAAUGUUGUUGAACGUACGAUUGGAGUUUUGAAAUGCCGUUUCAGAUGUCUUCUGAGUGAUAGGAAAAUGCGCUACGAUCCUGCUAAAGUAACAUCCGUUAUUAAUGUAUGCUGCGCCUUGCACAGCAUUUGUAAAAAAAUUAGAAUCGGUGAUCCGGAGAUCGCCGCAGAAGACAAAUUGCUGAUGAUUUGAUGUAAAUGAAACUAUACCGACUUCAGUGAAUAAUAUAUUGUAUUCUUUUAUUUUAUUCAAUACUUUGAAAUUCAAUAUUACAUAGAUAACAAAUAUAUAAAAAUUAC